AUGGGCGUGACCCACUCUCCUGAAAUUUCUGCGGUAGAUGAGCGCGAUGAAGCGCUUGAUGGUGCGCAAAGUCGCGAGCGCUUAUCGUGGAGGAAGCAGGCCGUCAUUGAUCUAAAGCCUUCAUGGCAUCGCGAUACGUACAUCGGAGCGCUUCUGUUCAACACCUGCACUUUCAUCUUGCCAGCCCUCUACGGCACCUUGUCGAAGUUAUGGGUUGCCAAUAUCGACUCCUCAAUGGUUGUCACAACCGACACGUAUACGUACAUCGGCGUAGUAGCAGAAGUCUUGAACGAAGGGUUACCGCGCGCUUCGUAUCUCGUCAUCGGCGACAAGGCCAGUCGUGGCUUCCGUGAGCGACUGCAGCUCACCCAUACCCUCGUCCUCUUCCAGUCACUUCUCGGUCUUAUAAUGAGCAUUGGCUUCGUUGCAGGCGCUUCUACAUUCGCAAAAGGUUUCGUCCCUGUCGAAGUGAGAGAUGUGAGUGUUACAUACGUUCGCAUCUCUGCGUUCUCUGCAUUCAGCUCGGCAGUCGAGUAUGCGGUCAGCGCUUCAACCCGCGCGCUCGACAAGCCUGAUGUUCCACUCAUCAUAAGCUCGGUCAAGUUCGCAGUCAACAUCAUUCUCGACUUGAUCAUCAUCUCCAAGUUCCACGUCGGAAGCAUCACACCUACGGUAAACAUGCAGGCUGGCAUCUCACUGGCUUGCAACCUCACUUCUGCGUUUGCGGGACUGGUGUACUUUGUCUACACAACGACCGUGAGCUCCAAAUCUCCACUUCAUCACGAUACAUCCAGCCGGAAAACAAUCCCGUCGUUACCAGCAUUGGUCACACUCGCAAGGCCAGGAGCGAUCUUCUUCUCUGAAUCCGCCAUCCGUAAUGCGCUAUACCUCUGGCUGGUACAUGGUAUUGUCGGUUUGGGCAGCGAUUACGCAACUGCUUGGGGCGUCUUUUCUACUAUUCGGUGGGGUCUGAUUAUGGUACCAGUAAUGGCACUCGAAGCCACAACCCUGACCUUUGUUGGCCACUCAUGGGGAGCUUUGCGUGCAAGUAUCGUGGGUGUCUCACGGUCCGCAAAGUCACAGGUUACACGCCGGCAACUAUGGAACGUGAUCCGCUGGGCUCUCUACUCCGUCGUCAUCGUAUUGAUGGUUGAGAUCCCACUCUGUCUCAUCAUGUCCUUUGCUGGUGCCGAGCCUUUUGCACGAUACCUCUCGGGUUCUGAAGAGGUCGCCCGUAUAACCGCUCGCAUGUGGCGCACCAUCGACUGGUGUUACAUUAUGUACGGUGUGUCGACACAGCUAGCUGCGAUUCUGGUAUCGACGCGCCCGACCUGGUAUCUCUACCAAUCUCUUGCAUCGAAUAUACUGUACGUCUUGCCAUGGGCGAUCGCAUGUCAAGUGGUUGAUCUAAAUGUAGGAGAUGCUUGGACAUAUCACAGUCUGGUGUUUGGUGGAAGUCUGGUUUUCUCGUUCUUCACCAUCAUUGUAGUUGAUGGAGUUUGGGCGCUUCGGCUAUUGAAGGGAAGGAUGGGUAUCAAUAAGACGUAG
Molecule: messenger RNA, 1548 nt
Organism: Alternaria alternata
Lineage: Eukaryota; Fungi; Ascomycota; Dothideomycetes; Pleosporales; Pleosporaceae
Exons: 2
Coding region: 1-1548 (515 amino acids)
Source: RefSeq, a predicted model, not a curated record